UCCCGGCACGCUGCUGUAGCCGGCGCUGAUGCAAUGGGUAGGUGCUGAUGCUGUCGCUCUUUGUUUGGAUUCAGAGUAGCAGGGAAUGGGAGAAGGACACUCGGUAACAGUGGCUGUUAUUUUGUAAGAAGAACAAUUAUACUGCAACAGUGUCAGAAGUAUAGAUUUAGAAGAAAAUUGUGCCGUGGUACCAUCUUAAAGUGGAAUCAAACCCUCUGCUCAGGAAAUCAACAAACAGGAAGAAGUUGACCAGAAAAUUAAUCUUUGUCGAGAAGAGUCGUCUGUGGACGAGAUCGUCGUUCUUCAGCAGAUCACAAAGGAGAUUCUCGCUACAGAGAGCGGCCAGAUAAAGAUAUGGUGCUGAUCUUGGGCCGACGCAUUAACAGGGAUGACAGCCGCUUCCAUGACUCGCCCGUCACCAAACGCAAAGUCUUUGAAAUUGACCAGAAACCCUUGGUUAGUCAAGAGGUUUAUGACUUCUCCUCGGGCUCGUCCCAUGCUGAAACCAUCCUGGAGAUGCUGAAUGAAUUUAGGAACAGCCGGCUGUUCACUGAUGUGGUCAUCUGUGUGGAGGGCCGGGAGUUUCCCUGCCACCGCGCAGUCCUCUCCUCCUGCAGCAGCUACUUCAGAGCCAUGUUCUGCAAUGAUCACCGUGAGAGCAGGGAGAUGCUGGUGGAGAUUAAUGGUAUUUUUGCCGAUGCCAUGGACCAAUUCCUGCAAUACGUCUACACAGGGAGGGUAAGGAUCACCACGGACAACGUACAGUAUCUCUUUGAAACUUCCAGCCUCUUCCAGAUCAGUGCUAUCCGAGAAGCAUGCGCCAAGUUCUUGGAGGAGCAGCUUGAUCCCUGCAACUGCCUGGGCAUCCAAAAGUUUGCAGACACACAUUCCCUGAAGUCUCUGCACUCCAAGUGCAGAGGCUUUUGCCUGCAGACGUUCUCUGAGGUCGCCCAGCACGAGGAGUUCCUGGGGCUGGAAAAAGACGAGCUUAUUGACUACGUCUCCAGUGAUGACUUGGUUAUCAGCAAGGAAGAGACAGUAUAUGAGUCAGUGAUGCGUUGGGUCUAUCAUGACAUGGACCGGAGGAGGCCCAUGAUGAAGGAGGUGCUGACCCAUGUCAGGCUCCCCUUAUUACAUCCCAAUUACUUUGUGCAGACAGUGGAAGGAGACCAGCUGAUCCAGAAUUCUCCUGAAUGCUACCAGCUUCUCCAUGAGGCCAGGAGGUACCAUGUGCUUGGCAAUGAGAUGAUGUCACCGCGGACUAGACCUCGCAGGUCUACAGGUUACUCUGAAGUUAUUGUGGUGGUGGGAGGCUGUGAGCGGGUGGGAGGCUUCAAUCUGCCUUACACAGAAUGCUACGAUCCAGUAACUGGAGAAUGGAAGUCACUGGCCAAACUCCCAGAGUUCACCAAAUCGGAAUAUGCAGUAUGUGCCCUGAGGAAUGACAUCCUUGUAACAGGUGGCAGAAUCAACAGCCGUGAUGUGUGGAUGUAUAACUCUCAGCUGAACAUCUGGAUGCGAGUGGCUUGUUUAAACAAAGGCAGGUGGCGUCACAAAAUGGCUGUCCUUCUUGGCAAGGUCUACGCUGUGGGGGGCUAUGAUGGCCACAAUCGACUGAACAGUGUGGAAUGUUACGACUCUUUCUCCAACCGCUGGAUUGAAGUUGUGCCACUCAAGGAAGCAGUCAGCUCCCCAGCUGUUGUCAGCUGUGUCAGUAAGCUCUUUGUGAUUGGAGGAGGGCCUGAUGACAACACAUGCUCUGAUAAGGUUCAGUGUUAUGACCCAACCACUAGUGUUUGGCUGCUGCGUGCCCCUAUUCCUAUUGCUAAACGGUGUAUCACUGCAGUCUCCCUGAAUAACCUUAUAUACGUGGCCGGGGGUCUGACCAAGUCCAUCUACUGCUACGAUCCAGUCGAGGACUACUGGAUGCAUGCAGUGAAUACCUUCAGCAGACAGGAGAGUUGUGGCAUGUCGGUAUGUAAUGGCAAGAUCUACAUCCUGGGUGGCAGAAAAGAAACCGGAGAGGCCUCUGAUACCAUCACGUGUUAUGAUCCAGCAACAGGAAUUAUCACAGCAAUGGCAGCCAUGCCCAGGCCCAUUUCCUACCAUGGCUGUGUGACAAUCCACAGAUACAAUGAAAAGUACAGGCCUUGAAAGAGGAAUCUCCAGCACCCACCCAAUGCCAAGUGGUACAGAGACACAACCACACUAUAAAUUCUUCUGGAGGAAUGGAGUCAAUCUCUGCAGGCUCCGUAUAAGACAAUCAUUUUCCUGUAGCACACUCUUCAAAACAUUGAGCCUUGUUUUAAACAUUUUAUGACAUUGAUGUAGCUCUAGAUCAUCAAUCUCUUUCCUGUGUCAUGUUGAGUUCCCAGUGGUAAGAAUACCAAAGCUGUGGCACUGCAGGCAGUUAUGCCACUUGCACAUAUGCCUGCAUCCCUCGGAUAACUACGGACUGUGAGUGGUCCAUUAAGUUACACUGCCUAACAUCUUUGGAUCCAAUAUCAUCAGGUGCUAAUUUAUUUUUAAAAAUGCCAUAUACAAAAAAAAAUCUUUUCUUAUUUUGAAGUAGCAAGAGGUUCGGAAAAAAGUCCAAGGACAGUUAAUCUAAGUGGAAAUCACAUGUUUGAUCUGGUCAGAGGGGCCUUUGCAUCAAAGAGUCUGAAGCCUGUCCAAGUUUGGGAUUGAGGCCUUCACCUCAGAGCGUCUGCGUCAUCUUGAUGUUGUUAGUGGCUGCUGUGUGGCCUCACUCCGGUAAAGUAUCUUCUUGUAGAAGGCCCCUAGUUAAUGUCCUUUUCUUUCACAAUUUGCUCUUUAUUAAGUCUCAUGACAAGCAAGUUUUGGACAUGAUACAAUGGAAUAUAAGAGACCCCUCCCCUGCACAACAUCGGUUGCCUUCUAUUUCAAAGAACAUAUGGCGAGAAAGCAAGGAUCAGUGAGGGAUGAUCCCAUAUGCUGAGGUUUAAGAUGUGUCCACUCGCAUGUUCCCUCAUCCUUGAGUACAACAUAUCUGUGUUUGUGUGGAGUUUGCACGUUCUCCCUGUGACUGCAUGGGUUGGCUCCGGGUGCUCUGGUUUCGUCCCACAUACCAAAGACGUGGGUUGGUAGGUCAAUUGGCCACUGUGAAUUGCCCCCAGUGUGCAGGUGAGUGAUAGAAUUUUUGAGGGAGUUCAUGGGAAUGUGGGGAAAGUAAAAUGGGUUGGGGUGGGAUUAGUGUAAAAAUGAGUGCAUGAUGAGGUCAGUGAGAUGGGCAGUAUUUCCAGCAUAAUGGAAGACACAAUAUCAAGGUAACCUUUCAAUAAUAUUUAAGAGGAAACUAAUGAAAGGAUUAAUACUGCUGUAGGAUCACUGAAUCCUGCAAUCUAAUGUAUAGUAUCUUCACCAAACCUACGUAAUUUCUGUUUUCAUAGCACUUGAUUGAUGAUUUCAACUUCCUGACCCCACUUUGGAGAUCUUUCAAAAAAAAUUAGAACUCCAAUAACCUUAAUUAAAUCCUGCAUCACUGGGAACUUUAGAAUGCAUGGAAUAGAUUGCAGGGUGUAUAAAACCAGGUCAUUGCAUGCUUCAAGGUAAUUCAAGAACUUUUAGAUUUAAUAGUUGGAUCAAUGUGGGUGAGAAGUGGAAUUGCCACACCUGGUUUGCACAGAUCUAUAUACUACACUUUAUUGAGUAUUUUCUUCUGUUAUAGAUUUUAGUUUUUUUCUUUUGUUGUCAACUAGCGAUUGGGAAGCAUCAGAAAUUUCUGAACUUGGAAUCAGUUAACAAAUCUUGGAUAAUCUGCUUACGGUAUCCAUCGGAUCAACCCUAAAAGCUUGUGUAGGGUGUGCCCAUUCACCACAAUUGUGGAGGUUAAAAUAUCUGCAGUCAAACAGAAACAUGUAUAACACAAAGCUCUAUUCGUGGCUUAAAAACUCACCCAGUUAAUAUCUUUAAUUAUCUAAGUGGAAUACCUGGUGCCUGAAACCAGUGGGAAUUGCACAACUCUGGUUCCUGUCUAUGGACUAUCAGCCUAUUGCCUUUCCUAGCUCUCCACUUCUGUCAAGGAACUAUUCAAAAUGCACUAUGUUGGGUGACUUCAAUUUAUAUAUGCUCAUUAUUUAACUUAAUUAUUUGAUGAUUUUGUACAUUUUCAUGUUAAGCUCAGUGACGGUUUUGUUGUAAAUAAUGUCUUGCUGCAUUCUCCUAUUUAGGGUUGAGAGUUGCCACAGCUCAGUGACGAAUUGCUACUGAUGGGAAAAUGCUGAGAUCUGGAUUUGACAUAAAUGUUCCAUUGGAGUGUAUAGGAGCGAAAUUGGAGUAUUGAUGAAUAGAUCACAAAGGUCAAAUGGAGCUGUUACUUUUGCCACAUCAAGCCAUUAAUUUUGCCUCAUUUUCACCUUAAAAAAAACUAUCUUGGGAGGAGACAAACUCUGAAGUGGAGUAAAUUGCCUGUUUAAUUAGUGGCCUUUGAUUUGUUCAAUGAGCAAUUUGUGUAGAUCCUGCUCGCAGAGCAAUAGCCAAUCAGUGGAAUGGGUUUGUCAGCCCAGAAGAAAGGGCCAAUCAGUGGAAUGGGUUUGUCAGCCCAGAAGAAAGGGCCAAUCAGUGGUGUUCUGUUCCUUAUUUGUAAUUUUGCUAAUUUGUACACUUUGUGAAGUAGGUGAACUGGUCAAUAGUGUGUGGGAGGUUGUGAUGGGAUAUACAACUUUAGAGUGUACAGUGCAGCUGGAAGCACCAGAAUUAGAGACAGAAAUCUUGUGAUGUUCCCCAUGUGCCAGGAAUUAGGCUUGUGACAGGUAGAUCAUCCUAGGCCCCAUAGAUUUAAUAGGAGGCUUUUACAGUGCUGGGAUAAACAACUUGCAUAAGCACAGUGAAUUCUCCACCAGGCUUUUGGAGAAAGCUCUUGGAAGUUCUGUAGUCAGGCAGAACCUAAGAUGAGUGAGAGAGCAAUGCAGAAAAAGAGACUUGGACAGAGAAAAUAGUCAAGGAAUCUGUGACAUUAGUAAAACUUAACUCCAACCCCUACAGUGAAUGUUGCUAGCCUUUUCAACGUUAUUUAUGUCACUGGCAUAACUCAAUGGCUCCAUUGUAUAGUUUACAACUGUAAAUCUUACAGCCUAGUGGCUCCCAUGGCUCUUCACAUUGAGCAAAGACACAAACUGGAGGCCAAAGUGAAAGUGAGAAAUCUGUGCUCAAAUUCUUCACAGAGUGCUACGACAGGAAAGUAUUAUUGGGAUCUCAAUGCAACUUCUUCAGAUGGUAAGAUAUGGCAGAAGAGAUUUGGCUCAAGUAUACUGAAAAUAAUCAGUCAAACUAAUAACCAGACUCAUUCAGAACUGCUGAGGGAUCUUGAAAGCAGAUCUUCUGUGGCUAACAGAGAAACUGUGCCUUUUGUGAAUAGCCUUACCCAUCACUAGCUCAGGGUUGCAAUGUAUUAUGAGGUACUCAUCAUAUUUUGUUGUAUGUUGUGCUUUUAUAUAUAAAUAGAUAUUUUUAUGUAUAAUCUUCAGCACUAUCUUGCUGCAUUUUUGAGGUUUGCUGUAUUUCAGUUGUACAGGACAAGAUUGUGUGUGAACUGCUGAAUGCAUAAUGUCCAGGUGAUGCAUGAUCUACAAGGAGAAUCAGCCUUUGCAUUAAUUGAUGCACAGUAUGGUUGUAGCUGUUAUAUCCACCAACAGCCCUCUGAACUGGAUGAAAAUACAAAGUUAAAAUAGUGUGCAUUGCAAACUCAGCAAACGUUAAUUACUUUUGAAUAACUCCAAUUGGGAAGGUUCAAAAUGAUUCCAGUUCUUUUUUAAAUAGUUUAAUUAUAGAAUCUGGAUUCAUCAAUUAGAUUUCAAUCUGCAGUUCACUUCCAGGUAUCCAUUCUUCUAUAUAGAACAAUCUGUACUUUUUUUGAUUAGAUUCCAGCCUGAGCAGCUCUCCUCCCAAGUAUUUAUUGUUCACUGUGUGGAACACACAGACCUUCAGAGUGAGUACAGUCAUUUAGUUAGAUCUUGGCAGCAAGGAAGGGAAGCUGCCAUUUUGAGUUUGUAUUUCAGGAGUAGUGGGUGUAUAUUUUUCAGAGGGGUCAAGGCAUUUUUAAAGCUGUAAGUAACUGGUAUCCUUUCUUUUAUAUAAAUAAAUUGCAAAGUGGUUGUGUUAUUUUUGUAACAAUUGGGUUAUCCCAGAGACAGAAUAUGCUUUAUAUUUGUUAUGUAAAGUGUGUGCUGGAUAUAAACAGACUUGUAUGUAUUGAGGGUGUUGCAGUGUGUUUUAAGGUUGAACAGAACAAUGAAAUGUGUAGAAAAUGUGACUUCAAUAAUAAUCCACUAUGUAGUGUCACCUGGAUGUCUGACACUUAUGAUGCAUUGAAUAUUCUUUCUCUGGGUUUUUUGUAGCCUUUUAGCCACCUGGGCCCCAAGUCUCUCCUUAAAUCUUUGUAUUGCUUUCUCCUUUUUUAAUAUGCUCCUUAAAAACAACUUUUUUGAGCAAGCAUUGAUCAUCAAAAUCAUAAUAAAUUCUCCUUUUGAUGGU
Molecule: messenger RNA, 6492 nt
Organism: Pristis pectinata (smalltooth sawfish)
Lineage: Eukaryota; Metazoa; Chordata; Chondrichthyes; Rhinopristiformes; Pristidae
Gene: klhl24a
Product: kelch-like family member 24a
Exons: 7
Coding region: 355-2154 (599 amino acids)
Molecular function (GO): protein binding
Source: RefSeq, a predicted model, not a curated record